This is a messenger RNA of Zootermopsis nevadensis, 6670 nucleotides long. Its product is annotated as ATP-binding cassette sub-family C member 5. The record is from RefSeq and is a predicted model, not a curated record. Gene Ontology annotation, molecular function: ATP binding; ABC-type transporter activity; ATP hydrolysis activity. NCBI's taxonomy places the organism in Eukaryota, Metazoa, Arthropoda, Insecta, Blattodea, Termopsidae. Gene Ontology annotation, cellular component: membrane. Gene Ontology annotation, biological process: transmembrane transport.
GCCUUAGACAUAGUAAAGGUUUCAACGUGCCCAUUGGUAUAUCAGCAGUCUUUGUUUAAUUAGAAGAGGGACAAAGGAAUUGUUAACGUUGGCCAUAACGAUAACCCUCAUAGGCGUUCUUCAUACAUUAAUUCAAAGAUGGCAGAACAAUGUUGUUUUGCCAACCACUAUCAUUGAAUUGCGGAUUUUGUAAAAUUGGCCAAAAUCUACGUACUGUUUUAAUAUAGUCAGGCAGACGUGCUAUUUCACAAGUCCUUGUUUCAGUGUCUCCACAAGUUAUCUAUGUACACACAGAUUAGAGAUGACGUACAAUAUGUGUGAUAUCUAUGAAUUCGGGCGUGGUCGGUGUCUAUUCACUUUGCAGUGUAAUGUUUCAUGUAAUUGAGUGCUUAAGACUGCUUAAACCACUUGUAUUUUUUUUAGUUAACUACGUUAGAAAUAUUUAUUAUGAAUAACGGGGACAACUCGAAGGGAAGCAAGUCCCAAGAAGGUAGUGAUGUUAAGGCAUACCCUCUUUCAGAGGAUGAACACAUUCGAGAGACUCCGGGACCCAGUUACAGCAUUCCAACUGCAGAAGGCAGUAUUAGACAUGGUCCAUAUCGAGCAUAUGUUCGUACGUCUCCACAGUAUAUUCCUGGUCAUGGUGUCAGAAAGUACAAGACUGCACUUAAGAACCUGAUUCCUGUUCGCAAGAAAGCCAAGCAAAGGGAUGUGAUAUCUGUUGACAGUGCUGGGUUAAUUUCUUUCAUCUCAUUUUCAUGGAUGUCUCAAUACAUGUAUAAAGCCUCCAAGAAGGGUCUCACUGCAGAGGAUAUUCCUGAAGGUUCACCUUUAGAUUCUUGUGAUCUUAAUGGUCAAAGGCUCGAACUGCUAUGGCAAGAGGAAGUAAGUUGCAAAGGACCAAGGAGAGCUUCAUUUGGCUCCGUGGUGUGGAGAUUCAUGAGAACUCGCAUCAUCAUGUCCAGCUUUGUGUUCUCAUGUAGUGUUGCCAUGGGGUUUAUUAGUCCAACAGUCUUUAUGCGGAAGCUUUUACAGUACGCAGAGGAUGAGAAUGGAGAUAUGAUGGAGGGUGUGACUUGGGCAGUGUGUCUCACACUUUCUGAAUUUCUGCGAACCAUCUUCUUUUCUUGGAGUUGGGCACUUAACUACAGGACUGCGAUAAGAUUGCGCUCAGCUUGCCUUGCCAUAUUGUACAGGAAGGUGAUUCGCCUUAAUAGCCUUGGUGGAAAGUCUGUCGGAGAAUUGAUUAAUUUGUUUUCAAAUGAUGGACAGCGUAUCUUUGAUAUGGUUCUUUUUGGACCAAUGAUCAUUGGAGGCCCUAUUGUUACUGUCUGUGGAAUGCUCUAUAUACUUUGGCUACUUGGGCCAUGGGCCCUUCUUGGAAUGGCAACUUUUCUUCUAUUUUAUCCAACUCAAUAUGGUAUAUCACGAAUGAUGGGUUACUUGAGGAGCAAAACAGUGAUUGUGUCUGACCAGCGAGUGCGACUGAUGACCGAGAUUCUCAGUUACAUUCGAUUUAUUAAAAUCUAUGCAUGGGAAAAAUGCUUCAUCAGAGACUUAUUAAGAAUUAGGAGCAAGGAAUGUAAUUUCCUGCAGAAGACAGCAUAUUGCCACAGUUUAAGUAUUUCUAUGGCACCGACUGUUCCAGUUAUCUCGGCUAUUAUCACGUUUUUGGCUCACAUUAGCGCUGGCAACAACCUUACAGCGGCUCAGGCAUUCUCGUUGAUUUGUCUGAUGCAACAAAUGCAGAUGCUUCUCAGUCACAGCAGUGAAUUCAGCUCAAAGAUUUAUACAGGCUGUAAAGCAGUGCUUAGCUUACAGGCAUUUUCCUUGGUACCCUUUCUUAGCAAUCAAAUGAAAGAUGCAUUGAGCAGAAUACGGCAGAGUACCAGAUCAGUAUGUGAUGCCCUAGUAUCACUUUCAAGAAUUAAGAGCAUCUUACUGCUGGAAGACAUUAGUCCGUAUAUCACGCGUCCUAUCGACAAAACUCAGGCCGUUUGUAUUAGCAGGGGCACAUUAUCAUGGGACUCUGUCACCCUCCACAAGUCCAGUACUGAUGCAGAAAAGAACAAUUUAAGUCCACUUGGUGUCUUACAAAAGCAGAACCAUGCAACAGAUCAGGAGAAGGAGAAACUAAAUCCGUGUGAAAACACGGAGUGUCCCAAUGUGAACGCCUUGCGUGACAUAAAUUUUCAGGUUGCUAAGGGCCACCUGAUCGGUGUCUGUGGUCAUGUUGGAUCUGGCAAGACAGCAUUGCUUCUAGCUGCCUUGGGGCAACUGCGGCUUGUGUCAGGUCAAGUUACGAGGGAUGGCUCUUGUGCAUACGUCAGUCAGGAGCCGUGGAUACUUAAUGCAACUUUGAGGGAUAACAUUCUUUUUGGGGAAAAUUUUGACUCAAAGAGGUACUAUGAAGCUAUAUACAGCUGUUCACUGACUCAGGACAUAAACAUGCUGCCUGGUGGUGACCAAACAGAGAUAGGUGAAAGAGGGAUAAACUUGUCAGGGGGUCAGAAACAACGUCUGGCACUGGCAAGAGCUCUGUAUGCGAACAGGGACAUCUAUUUGCUUGAUGAUCCACUCAGUGCUGUUGAUGCUUAUGUUGGUACUCACAUUUUCAACACAUGCAUCCUUCACGCUCUGAAACACAAGACUGUUAUACUUGUUACCCAUCAGGAACAGUAUCUGAACCAGUGCAACAUGGUGUACAUGAUGAAAGAUGGCUGUAUUUUUGCUCAUGGAACACAUGAUGAGCUGAUGGCUAAGGAACAGGAUUAUGCUAUGUUGGUUAAGACCCACUAUUCCAAAAGAGGGGAACAGGAACAAUGUGUGAUUGGAGAAGAAAGUCCAGUUUGUGCUGCUGAGGUUUUGAACUCAGACUAUUUGGCACCAAACUCUCAGAACAGACCUGUAAGUUCCAGUUCUCAAGUUAGUGUUGAAGAUACUGAGAAAUUGGAUUCCAAAGAAGGUGAACAGCUAACAACACCUGAGUUUGUCCAGAAGGGGAACAUUCGAUUCCACACAUACCAGAACUACAUCUCUGCUGCAGGUGGAUACUUCAUUAUACUGCUCAUGUGCCUCAGUUGUCUGCUGAAUGUUGGUAGUACUGCAUUCAGUUCAUGGUGGCUUGCCUUGUGGAUCAAAGCAGGUGGAGGUAAUGCCACAGUAUUUGUUAACAACCAAACUGAGCCUAGUCAUAACAUCAGUGACAACCCAGACUUCCCUAUGUACCAGAUGGUUUAUGCUGUCAUGAUUGCUGUCAUCCUAGGAACAAGCUUACUGAGAGGGUUGGCAUUUACAAAGGUAACACUUAGAGCAUCCAGUUAUCUUCAUAAUCAGUUAUUUAUGAAACUAAUGCAUAGUCCAUUGCACUUCUUUGAAACUACACCUGCAGGAAGAAUACAGAAUCUCUUUUCUCGAGAUAUGGAUGAAGUCGACGUCCGGUUACCCACCACUAUCGAGUCUUUUUUACAAAACGUGUGGAUUGUUCUGUUUGCCAUUCUUUUUGUUUGCUUGGUAUUUCCUUGGUUCAUCAUCCCAUUAGUUAUUCUUGCAGUCAUCUAUUAUUUCAUCAGUAAGAUAUUUAGAGUGGCAAUUCGUGACUUGAAACGAUUGGAGAAUGUGUCUCGAUCGCCUAUCUUUAGCUGGGUUGGGACGACGGUUCAAGGACUAAGUACAGUUCAUGCUUUUGGAAAAGAAAGUGAUUUCUUAAUGAGGUUUACAAAGAUGUUUGAUGAAAACACAACAUGUUUGUACUUGUGUAGCAUAGCUAUGCGAUGGCUGGCUGUAAGAAUUGACACUUUAGCAGUAACUACAAUAUGCAUCACAGCCUUCCUGACUAUUUUUCUUCAUGGGCAGGUGCCCCCAGCUCUUGCGGGGCUGGCCUUGUCAUAUGCGGCUCACAUCAGUGGUGUCUUUCAGUAUACACUAAGGCUUGUGUCUGAGAUAGAAAUCCGUUUCAUUUCUGUGGAGAGAAUCUCUUUAUACAUCAAAAGCCUGGAAUGUGAGGGGAAGCAAGGCAUUACAUUGAAACCACCAUCAGACUGGCCAAGCAAAGGCAACAUAAAGUUUCAGAAUGUCACUCUUCAGUACAGGAAAGGACUCCCAGAUGCGUUGAAUAAUGUAUCAUUCAGUGUACAGUCUGGAGAGACACUAGGGAUAGUGGGACGAACUGGAUCUGGUAAGAGCUCACUCAUUGCAGCACUUCUUCGCUUAGUGGAGGUGUCUUCAGGUAAAAUCAAGAUAGAUGGCUUGGACAUAGCAGAUAUAAACUUGGAACAACUCCGUACCCAGCUGUCUGUUAUACCUCAAGAUCCUGUGCUGUUUGAUAGCACAAUCAGGUUCAACUUGGAUCCAUUUGAAUCCUGUACAGAUGAUGUCAUAUGGGAAGUUCUAGAAAAGACCAAGCUACGUGACAGAAUAUCAAACAUUGGUGGACAGCUCCAGGCUUGUGUUGGACAGGGCAGAGAAAGCUUGUCUGUCGGAGAGCGUCAACUCCUGUGUCUGGCAAGAGCAUUGCUUAGGAACGCUAAGAUUCUUGUUCUGGAUGAAGCAACAGCAUCAAUUGAUCCUGAGACUGAAGCAGCUGUUCAGAGUACAGUCCAGAAUGAAUUCAAGCAUUGCACAGUUCUGACAAUUGCACACAGACUUUCGACUGUUACCAGCUGUGACAAAAUACUAGUCAUGGAUAAGGGUCAGGUGUUUGAAUUUGGCACUCCUGCCAACCUCAUGUCUAAUCCAAAUUCAAAAUUCUCUAAGAUGUUAUCAGUAGCUGAUGCUGUGACUGAAGGACAGAGCUAUACAUGAGAACAUGACUCAACAGAUGGAUGCUUUUUAAGUUAUCUUACUAUAUUAUUGGACUUAAUCCAUGUUUUUAUUUUAGUAUUGCAUGGUCAUUGCUCUUCUGUAAUGACCAGGGCACUACUGGAUGAAAAAUUAUGGUUAAGAAUUGGAUUUUGAUUGUAAGCAUAAAAUAUCUAGGCUUAAUAAGGAUUCUUUCUUGUGCUCCACAGUUUCUGCCCACAUUUCUACCCUCACCACACACAUUGUUAUAUGAGAUAAUUUUGCUUCUUAAAAUCGCUCCUUCUUUUAGCCAUUGGCCUUCACUGGAUGUCUUGUGGUAUGUUUUCCAAUCACAUCUGCUGGAACCUUUGCAGAAGCACAUGUUCAGUCCCUCCACAUCAUUUUCAUUACAAAUUGUUGCAUCUUUUUAUGACAUCAAUUACUGGGUGACAUUGACAGCAAUUUGAGACACUGAGCCAUGUGUAUAACUAACUAACUAGAUGGCUUACCGAACCCGAAGGUUCAUCACCGAAUUAACCAAAGCCGUCCACCAGACCCUGUCCUGGGCCAACAAAAUCCAGUCUCCUUCAACUCCUAUCUCCCAUAGAUCCUGCCUGACAUUAUCCUCCUAUCUACAUCUAGGUCUCCCCAGCGGUCUCUUCCCCUCAGCCUUCCCAACCAAUACCCGGUGCACACCUCUUGUCUUAUCCAUGCGCACUACAUGAGCCAUGUCUAUACAUAACAUUAUCUAAUUUCUAUCUGUGGCAUGAAUAAUUUUAACCUCAGAGUUAAUUUGAUUUUUUCAUCUCUGUGGCUGCAUUUUUAUAAAAUUUAACAUGUUGGUAAAUCCUAAAGUCAAGUUAUAGGUAAAACCAUAAAAUAUGUAUUUUGAAUAUGUUAACCUUAAAUAGUGUUUGUGUGGCAUAUCUGUCAGAAAAGACUUUGUGCCCCGAAACCUUAUUUUACAGCAGACACAUGGGAAUUAGGCAAGAAUAUGUAGUUUCAUGCUCAGUAUAACAGAACAGAUAAAUACAUCAGUAGAACCCACUUUUUUAUUAUAUUCAGCAUGCUUACAUUGUUUUUCAAAAUGCAUUUUCAAUGCAAAGUGAGAGAUAUGAAAAUAUAGAAAUAAAAUAGCAUUUUGUUUAUAUAAUCAUGCACCUGUCAUACUAUACAUUACACAUUGCUUGGAACAUAAGUAAUGCUUCUGCUCUGUCACCACAUUGUAUAUCAAGCACUUGGUUUGAUGGAAGGAAAAUGACGGUCCCACGUUCUAACACAAUGUCACCAGCAGUUGCUUGUCCACUGAUCACAAUGAGAAUAGAAGCACUGUCCCGUGGAAUGAGGGCAUAUUCUGUAAUGCCAGAAGGUACCUGAAACAUGAGAACACUGCAGCAUUUUCUGUGUGAAGUCAUUCAGGGUUUCUAAUUAACUAAAGCUGUUUCCAGUACCCCAAAUAUUUUUUCCAGAAGCACAUGAACAAAACAUGUAAUAGUCUAUCUGUCCAUCUAUCCUCAUGCAGUGUCUACAUAUUAUUGGUAAAAUGUUAUAUCAGAGACCUAUACUAAAUUUGUUGAGUGAAUAUCAUUUUCAUCCAUAUUAUUCCAGUCUUUUACAAAAUUAGGUAUGAACAUCAUGCUACUGGAGUCUGUCCCACCCUAGUACAUUUAGUCCCCACCAACAAUAAUACCAAUAUGGUGGUUGUAUGGACUUACCAGGUUGGAGCAGCAAAACAUGCACUUAAUAUAAGGCCUUGAAAUUUUGUGUGCUAUAAGAUAUUGCUAAAUAGUUAACUUUUGUGGUAUGUAAUACAGUGCAGUACUAACCUGAAAUCUGUAUUUGACUUAUGUUAAGAAUUAUAAAUAUGGUGAUGAUGAGGUUAAAUCUUAAA